AUCAUCAAUAGUAUCACGAACUAUUGUAAUAUUUUCUACCUAGCAGGAUACAAAAUAUAGAAUCUCCCAAUCUUAAUGAUUAUAAUUUAUUUGAUUUUGUAAUUGGCUAUUUUUAGUCAGUUUAAUAGGUUCAUUUUACCCAGAUACGACAACAAGUAUAGAUAAAAUAACUCGCGGAAACGCGAUCAGUGACGCCCAGUUAGUCGUGUCAUUUUGUAUUCAGUAGACCGUAACUGUGAUACUUUUAUACUUAUUGUUAGUAUUAUCUAAAAAGUAAAAAAUAUAAGACUUCUACCGUAUAGCCAUGAGUAAAAGAAAUACAAAUUUAUAUUCAUAUUUUUCAAAGAAAAAAAAAAACUGAUGAUACUGAAGAAAUUUUAACACAAUCUCAAUCCACCGACAUGAGCACAUCUAAUUCUUGUGACUCGACUACUCAGCAAUUAAAGAUGAAUGUUUAUGAUACUUCUGUUAAUGAAAUUAAAGCAGAUUAUGAUAUUGGUCUUUUUUAAAUACAAAUAUUCAAGAUAACUUACUUAAAUACCAACUUCUUAUGGCCCCAUGGAUUCCAAGUCUAAAAUAUAACUUUAAAGCUGAUAUUACACAUGGGAAAAGGCCCUUUUUACAUGAAUGGCUUAAGCAUUAUGUUUGGCUGUGUUAUUCUUCUGUUUUGAAAGGUGCAUUAUGUAAAUAUUGUGUACUAUUUGAAUCUCCAAUUAAAAGAGGUAGUUUUAAAGGUGUAUUUAUAAAAAACGUUUUUUGUAACUAUAAAAAAUUUCAUGAGCAAGCAAAAGUUCAUUUAAAUAGUGAUUGGCAUAAGUUUACAACAUUAAAAUCUAAAGAUUUUAUUUCUGUUAUGUUAAACAAAACAACAAAUGUUCAUCAAAUGAUUGAUAAUUCAGUUCAAUUAAUGACAGAGACUAAUACAUUAAAGCUAAAGUCAAUAGUUUCAUCAAUAUUUUUUCUUGGGACACAUGGCUUACCAUUAAGAGGUCAUUCUGACGAUUCUGCAUUGUUUAAUGAUUUGUUGAAGUUUAGAGUAGAAUGUGGUGAUAAUAUUUUAGAGGAUCACUUUAAAAAUGCUCCAAAGAAUGCAACUUAUUUAUCACAUCAUAUUCAAAAUGAAUUUAUUAAUAUUUUUGGGACUAUUACUUCAAAUAUAAUUUUGGAACAAAUUAAAAAAGCUGAAUGUUAUUGUAUCCUUGCUGAUGAAACAAUGGAUAUAUGUGGAACAGAACAAAUGUCAAUAUGUAUAAGGUAUACAUUUAUAGAAAAUCAAUCCCCAAUUAUGAGAGAAGAUUUUCUUGGAUUUAUAGCACUUAAUAAAUUAGAUGCAGAAAAUAUUUCAAAUGUAAUUAUUAAGUCAUUGCUUGAUUGGGGAUUAGACUUAAAUAAAUUAAUUGGUCAAGGAUAUGAUGGUGCUAGCACUAUGUCUGGUCAUAUUAGUGGGGUACAAAAACGAAUUCAAGAUAAGUGUAAUGAAGCAAUAUAUAUACAUUGUUCAAGUCACAAAUUAAAUUUAGUUUUGAAUGAAUUAAAUUAUAUUCCAAAAAUUAGGAAUACAAUCGCAAUUAUUAAAGAAAGUUCUCUUAGAAGUUCAGUUGCUCCAAGUUUAACAAAAUUGUGUUUAACGAGAUGGUUAGAAUCCCACAAGGCUUUGAGGAAGUUCUAUGAAAAGUAUAUUGAUAUUGUUGAAGCUCUUAAUUAUCUUAAAAUUAAUGGUAAUAAGGACACAUCAGUUAAAUCAGUAUAUAUUUUUAAUUCAAUAACUUCUCUACAGUUUUUAGUUUGUUUAAGGGUAAUUGCAAAAUAUUCAGCUAUUAUUGAACCGGUCACUAACAAACUACAAGGUGUAGAUAUUGAUUUAUUUUCAGUACACAAGCAUGUACAAAAUUUGACUGAUAUUAUUUCAGCUGAUAGAAGUAGUAGUGAACAGGUUUUUAACAUUUUGAUGAAAGAUAUUAAACAGUAUGCUGAUGAUGUUGGUAUUGAAUUUGUGGUACUCAGAAUUACUUCAAAACAGACACUAAGAUCAAAUUAUCCUACAAAUAAUCCAAUUGACUAUUACAGAAUGUUAGUUUUUCUUCCAUAUUUGGACUUAUUAAUAUCAUCUUUAACAUUUCGGUUUAAAAAAAAAAAAAUGAAGAUGCUUUUUGCAUAUUUUCUCUACAUCCAAAAAGUUUAAAAAAGUUUUCAAGAGAGGAAAUAGCUGAGCAUCUCAAUCGAAUUAAAAAAUUUUAUGGAGAAUUUAUGGACAAUAUUGUAGAAGGUUUAGUAUGGUAUAAUAUGUGGAGUUCAAAAGAAGUGUCAGAUAUAAUGGAUUUCAUUGAUGUUUUAAAAGAAACUGAAUUACUUCCUUCUAUACGAAUGUGUGCUAUGAUAGCAAUUUCACUUCCAGCAACGACUUGCAGUGUUGAAAGG
Sipha flava (yellow sugarcane aphid) is the source of this 2418-nucleotide messenger RNA. RefSeq names its product zinc finger MYM-type protein 1-like. The transcript is spliced from 3 exons. The record is from RefSeq and is a predicted model, not a curated record. Bases 551 to 2182 code for a protein of 543 amino acids. Lineage: Eukaryota; Metazoa; Arthropoda; Insecta; Hemiptera; Aphididae.